CCGGACCCAAUAAGUCCGUAUAACUCCGUUUUUGCAUAUUAAACAAAAAUGUCUUCCAGCAGUGAAAGGAGAGGGAGGAGGGCGAGUAGAAGGAGAGACAGAUCCUACAGUAGAUCAAGAAGCAGGAGUGUAUCUCGGAGUAGAAGCAGAUCAAGAAGCAGGGAGAGAAGGAAUACGAGUAGAGAGAGGAGGUCCAGUAGAUCAUGGAGCAGAGAGAGGAGGAGUAGGAGCAGAGACAGGAGUAGAGAGAGGAGGAGACAUCGUAGAGUCUGGAGGGAACACGAUGAUAGAGAUGAAGUUGAUUACUCCAGUAGGAGAGAUGACCGAUCCAUACAGCAUCACAGUUCAGAACCUGGACCUGUUGUAAUGCUCAGAAACCUUGUAAUGUCAAUAACGAAGGAACAGCUGGUGGCUGCAAUGGGCCCUGCCAUGUCCACAGUAGUUGACAUCAGGCUGAUCCAGAACAGAGAGGGGUCUCGUAACUAUGCUUUUGCUGAAUUCAAUUCAGUUGAAGAUGCUACAAAAUGGAUGAAUGAACAUAAAGAGGCUGGUUUCCAUGUGCGUGGUUGUGAGGUGAACAUAACUUACAGUCGACAGCAAAAAGAUAACAACAAUAUUGAGACUAAGAACAAGAGAGACUCAAGACGUGGCGACUGGAACUGCUUUAAGUGUGGUACACUUAAUUUUUCAAAGAGGAGUGUUUGUUUAACGUGCGAUUGUUCAAGAUCAGAAUCAGACAGUCUUGAAGAUGACAGAUUAUCAGGACGACUCCCUGAAUCAGAGCAGCGUGAAGACACAUCAGAACCUCCUUCCAAUGUCAUUAUCAUUCGUGGUUUGGAACUGUCUUCUAAUGAGAAAUCAAUCAGAGAUGCUAUAUCUGGUAUAUCCAGUGUCCAUCUGAAGGACAUUAGACUCAUCAAAGAUAAAGUCACUAAUAUUUCAAGAGGUUUCUGUUUUGUAGAGACUGAUACAGCUGAGGAAUGUGGUGAGCUAAUGAAAGCUGUACAGGAGCAGUUUCCCGCCUUUUUCAUUGACGGAAAGAGAGUGAAUCCUUCAUUCGCCAGACAGAACAUAGUACCUGUCCAAAGCAAACCAAGUAACGCUAAAGCAGCAGCCGCUAUUGAACAAGCUCAAGCUAUGAACCAGCAAAGAGCUUUAAGACAGAAACAGCAACAAUCAUCAGCUAAUAACACCAUUAGCAGCAGUACAGGUAAUACUGAAACACCUUCUGAUAGUGGUCUUCCGUCUACAUACAUGUUUGAUUCUGCUUCUGGCUUUUAUUACGACACGACCACCGGACUGUAUUAUGACCCUAAAACACAGUAUCAUUAUAAUAGUCAGACUGGACAGUAUUGUUACUAUGAUGCCAAUAAACUAGCUUAUAUAUCUGUUAAUGCUGAUGGCACACCUGCAGCUGUUAGUGAAAGUGAUGAAUCUAUUCCGGCAUCUAAAGAGAAGAAAAAGAAAGAUGUUAAUACAGUAACAAGUAGCAAGACAGCAAAGAAGAUUGCUAAAGACAUGGAGCGAUGGGCUAAAUCUAUUAAUACUCAGAAACAAGUUCAACAAAGUUUAAUUCAUCACCAGCAACAAGUAAUGAUACAGCAAAGACCAUUGGCUGCUGUUGAAGAUAUCAAUCCAGCAACAAUAAUGGAGUCAUCACUCACUGAGGAAUCAACUACUCACGAGUUGGUUAGUUCUAGUGAAUUCAUUGACGUGGAGCAGCUAGCCUGUCUCCUUUGUAAGAGGAAGUUUGCUAAUGAGUCACAGUUACUGAAGCAUCAGCAGUUCUCGGACCUACACAAACAAAACAUGGAAAAGGAGAGACAGAAAUUAUUCUCUAAUCCAGGAGGAGCACCUGAAUAUAGAGACAGAGCUAAGGAGAGGAGGGAUAAGUUUGGUACAGUGGCCAUUGUUCCUGGUUGGAAGAAGAGAUUUGAAUUAGAGAGAGCAAGAGAAUCUAUAGACUCUUCAGACACAUACGAACCUCCAGCUGAAACUCAAUCUCGUUCUCAUGACAAUGUUGGAAGCAAGUUAUUAAAGGCGAUGGGAUGGAGUGAAGGUAAAGGAUUAGGGAAGCAGCAUCAAGGAAUCACUGCACCAAUUGAAGCGGAACAAAGAGCCCCUGCAGCUGGUCUAGGAUCAGUGGGCAGUCAUUAUGGAGGUGCCAGUGGGUCUAGCAGUUACAGGGACAAUGUUAAGUCUGUGGCUAGAGCCAGAUUUCAACAAAUGUUUCAGAACAAAAAUUAAUAUUAAUAAUAAUUAUUAUUAUUAAGUACAUGUACAUGCACAUAUUUACUAUAAAUGUCAAAAUUUGUAAAGUUAA
Amphimedon queenslandica is the source of this 2323-nucleotide messenger RNA. Its product is annotated as RNA-binding protein 5-like. Gene Ontology annotation, cellular component: nucleus. Gene Ontology annotation, molecular function: RNA binding. The record is from RefSeq and is a predicted model, not a curated record. The transcript has 27 exons. Gene Ontology annotation, biological process: mRNA splicing, via spliceosome. Lineage: Eukaryota; Metazoa; Porifera; Demospongiae; Haplosclerida; Niphatidae. The coding region runs from base 49 to 2247 and encodes 732 amino acids.